Sebastes umbrosus (honeycomb rockfish) is the source of this 2173-nucleotide messenger RNA. It is a transcript of the gene eps8l1a, whose product is annotated as eps8 like 1a. The coding region runs from base 137 to 1729 and encodes 530 amino acids. Gene Ontology annotation, cellular component: ruffle membrane; plasma membrane; vesicle. The record is from RefSeq and is a predicted model, not a curated record. The transcript has 14 exons. Gene Ontology annotation, biological process: regulation of Rho protein signal transduction; Rho protein signal transduction; positive regulation of ruffle assembly. Lineage: Eukaryota; Metazoa; Chordata; Actinopteri; Perciformes; Sebastidae. Gene Ontology annotation, molecular function: actin binding.
ACUCGUUUUUCUUGUUUCUGCAUAUCUCAAGAAGGUGGGACGUGCUCGUGUAAACAGAUAAGCUCAGUGCUCAUACAACCCAGCACAAGGAUUGGUCUCUGUGCCCUGGAUUUAAACACUGAAAGCAUACUAAAAGAUGUCUGCGUCACCGCCUGCGGUGUCCCCUAGAAAACAUUCAGGUGUCCGGGUCAUGAUACUUAAGGGACAGCAGCUUCCUCCUGGUGGCCUGCCCAUCUACACCGAUCGUGGCAAAGAGAAUGGAGCCAGUGGGGCGUCAAAUCAUACACCUCUAGUGAAUGCAGAGAGAGAAGUGGAGAUGAUGAACCACUGCUUUGACGACGUGGAGCGAUUCAUGAUGCGCUUGCAGCAGACAGCUGAGGCCCAGACUGUCCUCAACCAGAGGAAGAAGAAGGGAAGCAGAAAGAGCAAGAAGAAGGAUCAAGAUGAUCAUUUGCUGACCUUGAAAGCUUGCCCUCCAUCAGAGGACGAGUUUGUGGACAUCUUUCAGAAAAUUAAGUUCUCCUUCGGUCUGCUGGACCGUCUCAAGUCAUCCAUCACACAGCCUGAUGCACCAGAGCUGCUGCAUCCCAUCUUUGUGCCUCUUAGACUGAUGGAGAAAACCACUGGAGGGCCAGCGUUAGGGGCAUCGGUGGUCAGUCCUGCUAUGACCAGUGGUGCAGUUUCACUGCUCCAGGAGCAUCUGACUGAAGAGGAAAAGGAGCUGUGGACUUCAUUAGGGCCCAACUGGAUUUCACCCUGUUCGCACCUGAGUGUGUCUGUUCCUCCAUACACACCUGUCUUCCUGGAUGGGUGGCAGCCUCAGGCCUAUGACUCAACUGGACAACGUUUUGAAGAUCCCAUUGAGUCGCAGCACAAACAAGAUGCUCUCAAGGAAAGUAGGGAGGCGCGAACUCUGCAGGACCAAGCUCGACAGACAGCGGAGGGCCCUGGGGAAGGCACUGAUGAAGUAGACGGAAAUGGGCUCCCACCAGAGGAUGAGAGACAUUACUGCUGCGCUUAUGACUUUGUGGCUAGAAACAGCAGUGAACUCUCUGUGCUACAAGGAGAAAUACUAGAGGUUAUCGAGUCAAAUAAGAGAUGGUGGAAGUGUCGGAAUCGCUUUGAACAGAUAGGAUUUGUCCCCUCUAAUAUCCUGGAGCCUCUGUCUGCUCUGAAUAACACUCAGAUAGACAGCCUAGUGGCACGCAGAGAGUCAAAGAAGAUGCCCCUUUCCCCUCAGUCAAAGUACUUCUCAUAUGCUGCAUCAAGCCCAGUUGGGAGUCCCAUCGCUAUGAGCCCAGUGCGACCACAGAGCAUGGUUUUCCCAUCUACUGCAAUGCAAGGAGAUGACAGUGACCAAGUCCUGAUAGUGAAUGACGAGCUUCUUCAGCGGAUAGCUGGGAAAAGAGAGUCACUCCGUCCGCGGACGAUGCCCCGUGCAGCUGACACUACUCCCCUGAACUACCACUCGCCGUCUACAGAGGUGGCAGCCUGGCUCACCGCCAAGGGCUUCAGUCAGCAGACGGUUCAGAGUCUGGGCAUUUUAAAUGGAGCACAGCUGUUUUCCCUGAAUAAGGAGGAGCUCCGCGAGGUAUCAUCAGAGGAAGGUACAAGAGUCUACAGCCAAAUUAUGGUGCAGAAGGCCCUUCUCGAGGAUGUGCGCAAAUCUACAGAACUAGAGACGGCAAUGAAGAAGCAAAAACUGAAGAUUGACCUGAAAUCUGAGUGAUGUAAUGUGACAGAGCUCUCAAACUUCCACUGAUACAGAUGUGGUAUCAAAGAUCAAUGGAGAUAAAUGUAUAGUACAUAUACAGCUGCAUGCACAGAGUGAUAUUGCAGAUGGAUUUUGAUAUUUAAAUCAUACAUGCUGUUAUAUAUACAUGCUACAGAUUCAUCAACAAAAGCAAAUUGUGUUAAAAGUAAAGCUCACUCACUAAUACUCUGAUUGACAUUGGGACUAUUUGGGAUUUUUACAUGUUUUUUAAGACAAAGGGGCUUUAAACUUCGAAUUCUCGAGUUUUACUUAUACUAUUCUUACCAUUUGGUAACAUUAUAUUUUUUUACAAUUUGAAUAUUUCUAGGCCAUAUGCAUAGACUGUUUAUAAGAAGUGGACGUAGUCACCGUGACGUCACCCAUUGGUUUGUGAACUGUUGUUUUGAAGCCUUGAGUUUU